AUGGUCUGGCAGAGCUGGGUGGCCGCGCGGGCGCACAUACAGAACUUUACCGAUGCAAAUUCAAGUAACACGCAGCACCACUGGGGCUACGCAGACCGCAUCAUCCCCUGCACAAGCGAUGCCGGCUCGUGCGAGUACCUUGAUGUCGUCUAUCACGGGCACGACGUCGGAAUCCUGUACACUGGUAUUUUUUGGGCAUCGAUCCUCGGCACAUUGCUGCUAUGGGGCAUUUCUCGACGGAUCCCCGCAGCUGGUAGAGAUGACAAGGCUGCAGCACCAAACCAAGCACGAACAACAACAACACCAACAACCAGCAUGGAGGCGCAGCAAGAUAGGUCCCAUGUUGGUGGCAUUGAGCGACUGCGCCAGAGCACAUCGUCCCUGCUCAGGAAGUAUCUCCUCCCCGACUUCGCGCCGCGAAUCCUAGGCCACGUCACUCGGCUCCAGGUGGUGGUACUGCUGAUCCUCGCCGCAUACCUGGUCAUCUUGAGCUUCGCCGGCAUCGUCUACAAGACGUGGAUCACACCGGUCAAGGGGUCGCCAGGCCUCCACAACACCCGCACGUCACUAGGACCCUUUGCAGACCGCGUUGGUGUGCUCGCGUACGCACUCACCCCGCUGUCGGUGCUGCUCGGCAGCCGAGAGUCCUUGCUGAGCCUCAUCACGGGCAUCCCUUACCAGAGCUUCCUGUUCCUGCACCGCUGGGUGGGGUACAUGAUCCUGAUCCAGUCCAGCGUACACACCCUCGGUUGGAUAGUCGUUGAGGCCCGCCUCUACCAGCCACAGCCGACGACGUGGAAUGAGCUCGCCGCUGAGCCGUACAUCCAGUGGGGUUUCGUAGCGCUGGGGCUGCUGGUCCUGCUCUGCGUGCUUGCUACGCCGCUGGGCAUCAGGCUGACCGGGUACGAGUUCUUCCGCAAGGCGCACUAUGUCUUGGCUAUGGUCUAUAUAGGGGCUCUCAUCGGCCACUGGGAGCAGCUGCAGUGCUUCCUUAUCCCCGGGAUCCUGUUGUGGUUUGUCGACCGACUGGGCAGAAUGGUGCGGACAGCGCUGCUGCACUACCAGUGGCUCCCUGCCAAGGCGAGAUGGGGAUUCGAGUCCGUCCCGGCACGACUGACACACUGGACGGAUGAGGAGGCAGGCGAUGUUGUCAGGCUGGAUUUUGAACAUGUGCAACAGCCCUGGCAGGCAGGUCAGCAUUUUUAUCUGUGCUUCCCUGAGGGCAGUGUUUGGCAAAGCCACCCCAUGACGCCCCUCUCCCUGCCGGUCGCAGACAGUGCAGGGCGCGUAAGGCAUUCGUACGUGAUCCGGGCGAGGAAAGGCGAGACCAAAAAGCUUGCACAGAUCGCCUCGACAAAGCAUGCUGCAGUUGGCGAGAUCACCACGCCUGUAGUCAUGACAGGUCCAUAUGGUCUGGAUAUGGUCAGCGACCUGCCUUCUGGCUCGAACGUGCUGUGUAUCGCCGGCGGCACUGGCAUCACCUUUGUGCUGCCGGUGUUGCUGAGGCUUGUGAGGGACAGGCCGAGGAAGGGGAGAAAGGUCGAGCUGGUAUGGGCAGUAAGGAAGGAUGUGGAUGUGAGGUGGGUCGAAAACGAGCUCGAAGAGAUCCAGAGCGCUAGGUGCUCACACGGGAUCCAUGUCGACGUGUACAUCACGAGAGAGAAAGCUCACCACCAGUCGAGCUCCUCCUCGUUGUCGUCGUCGUCAUUACCAUCAUCAUCUCCAAAAGUGGAUGGAGACGCAGGUGGAGGUGGCUCGGGCUGUGACUGCAACGACAUCUCUCACCAUCACCCAAUUAGUACCCAGGUUCCUGAUCAGAGGAGACCCAAGCUGCGUGGGAUUGUCGAGGCCUUUACUAGCUCAGUCACUCAAGGUUCGACGACAGUAUACGCAAGUGGUCCUGGCGGGAUGAUCGGAGAUUUGAGAAGGGCGGUGGCAGGUCGCAACGAGGCCAGCAAAGUGUGGGGUGGUGACAGCAGGGGCGCUGUAAGGCUUGUAUGUGAUGACAGGUUAGAGUAA
Molecule: messenger RNA, 2019 nt
Organism: Cryphonectria parasitica EP155
Lineage: Eukaryota; Fungi; Ascomycota; Sordariomycetes; Diaporthales; Cryphonectriaceae
Exons: 2
Coding region: 1-2019 (672 amino acids)
Biological process (GO): copper ion import; iron ion transport; intracellular iron ion homeostasis
Cellular component (GO): plasma membrane
Molecular function (GO): ferric-chelate reductase activity
Source: RefSeq, a predicted model, not a curated record